This is a messenger RNA of Gracilinanus agilis (Agile Gracile Mouse Opossum), 2255 nucleotides long. RefSeq names its product 3-oxoacyl-ACP synthase, mitochondrial (gene OXSM). NCBI's taxonomy places the organism in Eukaryota, Metazoa, Chordata, Mammalia, Didelphimorphia, Didelphidae. Gene Ontology annotation, biological process: fatty acid biosynthetic process. Gene Ontology annotation, molecular function: 3-oxoacyl-[acyl-carrier-protein] synthase activity. Bases 351 to 1736 code for a protein of 461 amino acids. The record is from RefSeq and is a predicted model, not a curated record. The transcript has 3 exons.
CCACUGGGUGGUACAAUUGACAAACAUUGAAUUUAAAAUAUAUUAAAAAAAAAAAAAAAAAAAAGGCUGCUUCAGCAAAGGACCUCCCACCACCCGAACACUGCAGGUCGCGCACGCGCGCUGCUCGCGCAGGGGGAGGGGCGACACAAGCUCACGCGACUAGCGCUCUUCCUGGGAGUAGGCCUAGAGCGCGCAGACGGGAGGUGGGGGAGGGGAAAGGAGGCUGAAGUCCCUCCCCGUCUAGCUCGUCCCGGGAGGAGGGGCGCUGCGUAUCGCGUCAUCCCGAGGAGGCCGAUGGUGGCUGCGCGGCAGCGCGAGGCCAGACCCAGGAGUGACCUUGUGUUCCCGCCAUGCUGCCCAGCUGUUUUCAGGAGGUGAUGAAAGGGACCCGCCGUGGCCCCCUUCGCUCCUGUUUGCCGCCCUGGUUCGUUAGCUGGAAGCCGAGACAUCUGUGUACUGUGCCGCAAAGCAAAUGGCGAAGGCGAGUUGUGAUCACUGGGAUUGGCCUGGUGACGCCUCUCGGGGUGGGAACUCAGUUGGUGUGGGAUCGCCUCAUCCAGGGUCAGUCUGGCAUUGCUGCUCUACAGGCUGAAAAGUUUAAGAAUAUCCCUUGCAAAGUUGCUGCCUAUGUGCCCAAAGGGGCUGCCGAAGGUCAGUUUAACGAAGAAAACUUUGUGUCCAGAGCCGAGGCCAAGUCCAUGUCCUUUCCCACCAUCUUGGCCAUUGGAGCGGCCGAGCUGGCGAUCAAAGAUUCUGGGUGGCUUCCUCAGUCAGAGGCCGAAGAGAGGAACGCUGGGGUUGCUAUCGGUAUGGGAAUGGUUCCUCUGGACGUGAUUUCUGAGGCAGCUGUGCUCUUUGAGACCAAAGGCUACAACAAAGUCAGCCCCUUCUUUGUCCCCAAGAUCUUGGUGAACAUGGCGGCGGGUCAGGUCAGCAUCCGUUACAAACUGAAGGGCCCCAACCACGCUGUGUCGACGGCCUGCACCACAGGAGCCCACGCAGUGGGAGAUUCUUUUCGAUUUAUAGCGCACGGCGAUGCUGACAUCAUGGUGGCUGGAGGCACAGAUGCCUGCAUCAGCUCCUUGUCUCUGGCUGGAUUUUCCAGAGCUCGGGCUCUGAGCACAAACUCUGAUCCCAAGCUGGCAUGUCGCCCGUUCCAUCCGAAUAGAGACGGCUUUGUCAUGGGAGAGGGAGCCGCUGUCCUGGUGCUGGAAGAAUACGAACAUGCUGUGCAGAGAGGAGCCAGGAUCUAUGCGGAAAUUCUGGGCUAUGGACUUUCAGGGGACGCUGGCCACAUAACGGCACCUGAUCCAGAAGGAGCAGGGGCUGUAAGAUGCAUGGCGGCGGCCAUCAGAGACGCAGGGAUUGCCCCUGAAGACGUGUCCUACAUCAACGCCCACGCCACGUCCACGCCGCUGGGAGACUCGGCCGAGAACAAAGCCAUCAAGGAGCUCUUUAAAGAGCACGCGCGCUCCCUCGCCGUGUCUUCUACCAAAGGGGCCACCGGACAUCUGCUGGGAGCGGCCGGAGCCCUAGAAGCUGCCUUCACUGCCCUGGCCUGCUACCACCGCACGCUGCCCCCCACGCUCAACCUGGACUGCCUCGAGCCCGAGUUCGACCUCAACUACGUGCCCCUGACGGCCCAGGAGUGGAGAGUGGCGCACAGACGCAUCGGCCUGAGCAACUCCUUCGGGUUCGGAGGAACGAACGCAACCCUGUGUAUUUGUGGCGUGUAGUGCGUGUGCCUGGUGUGUGUGCAUGGGGACACUGACGUGUGCCUGGUGUGCACGGGGGCACCGACAUGUGCCUGGUGUGUGUGCACAGGGGCACUGACGUGUGCCUGGUGUGCACGGGGGCACCGAGGUGUGCCUGGUGUGUGUGCACGGGGGCACUGACGUGUGCCUGGUGUGCACGGGGGCACCGACGUGUGCCUGGUGUGUGUGCACGGGGGCACUGACGUGUGCCUGGUAUGUGUGCGCGGGGGCACCGACGUGUGCCUGGCGUGCGUGCAUGGGGGCACCGACGGAGAACGUCCCGAGGCUUGCCUUCAUCUUUGGGUGGGCACUUUCUAGCACCAUUUCAGACGCCUACAGAUCUCUUCUUCAUAUUUGUAUUCCAGCUUGUUUUUCCUUACAUUGAGCUGAAAUCUGCAUCUGUGAAACUUCUACCAGUUGACCUUAAUUCUACUUUUUGGAGCCCCCAGCGGAAGACUCAGCCUUUUUCCAUAGAAUAAAUGUGCAAAUAUUUCUAGCCAA